Rotaria sordida is the source of this 1161-nucleotide messenger RNA. The record is from the annotation of a GenBank genome assembly. NCBI's taxonomy places the organism in Eukaryota, Metazoa, Rotifera, Eurotatoria, Philodinida, Philodinidae.
AUGGAAUGGGCCUCGAGUUUAAUAUCAGAAAUUUAUAAAUAUCUCAAGCAUCGUGAUGAUACAGGUAUUGAUCGUCUUAAUCGUUUAUAUACAGUAGCACUUCUAUCAGCAUUUGUUACAUUAAUUUCUUCUCAACAAUAUAUUGUUGGUGAACGUAUUAUUUGUUGGACACCAAAAGAGUUUACUGGUGCACAUAAAACUUAUGCAUAUGAUAUUUGUUGGUUAGGUCAUAGGAAUUAUUAUGUACCAGAAAAUAUUACUAGAUUAGAUAAUCCAUCAUCUCCAAGAUCUCAUCCAUUUUUAAUUUAUCCAUGGCUUCCAAUAAUUUUAAUUUGUAUGACAGUAAGUUUUACUUUGCCAUAUUUACUUAUUUGGCAUGGAUUAUCAACAAGAUCAGGUAUUGAUAUAAAACGAUUAAUAGAAUUAAAUGAUGGUGACGUAUUAUCUCGAUCAAUUCAUUUUAUAUUAUUUAAAAAAUAUUCAAUGAAAAAUAAUGGAGGAAUCUAUGUAAUAAGUAUAUAUUUAUUAAUGAAAAUUUCUUAUAUUAUUAUUUUAUUUGGUCAAAUUAUUCUUAUAAAUAAAUUAUUAAUAGGAGAAUAUUUUAAAAUUAAUAUUGAACAAAUUUUAAAAAUUUUAUCAGUUAAAUAUAAUAUGUGGUCAUCAGCUUAUUUACCAAUUGAAACAAUGUGUGAUUUUAUGAUUCGAAUGUUAGGUCAAAAUAAUAAUUGGUAUACAAUACAAUGUAUUUUACCAUUUAAUUUAUUUACUACACGAAUAUUUGCUUUAUUAAUCAUAUGGUUUAAUAUUUUAAUAAUUUUAAAUAUAAUUGAUUUGAUAUAUAUUUGGUUAUGGCGACGAUUAUGGUUAAGUUCACAUAGAUAUGAUUAUAUUUUUAAUUUAUAUAAUUUAUAUGAAACAUAUCUUCAGAAAAAUAGAAAUAAUCAAAUGACACAAUUAUACACUCAUAAUCGAAUACUUCGUCAAGAAUUUGCUUAUAAUUAUUUCAAAAUAGAUGGUUAUUUAUUACUUAAACUCUUACAUGCUAAUUCAUCAAAUAUUAAAAUGAGUUAUCUUGUUGCUAAUCUUUUUAAUCAAUUUUUACAAGCAAAAACUUCACAAUCUAAAAUAAUUAAAAAACAUAAUAAUAAUACUUUUGUAUAA